AUGUUAUGCUGGAAAAUUAGAGACAAGUACAGUAUGGAGAUAGGGAUAAGGAGAAGGAGCCCACGAAUCUCAGCAUCAACUGUCAACUAUCAGUUAUCGACUAUCCACAAAAGAAAGCGAAAGUUUGGUGACUCGAAUGUCUCCAAACUAGCCAAACAAGUUUGGAAGGGGAGAUGCAAUCCUGAAGAAGCACAUGAUUAUCGCUCGACUGAUAGCGUGGAGUGGAGAUCUACUGGCGAUUCAUCUCAAACAACUAUUCAGAAACAUGAUGACAAAGCGCCGAUAAUGCCAGACAAACCUGCACUUGAGCUUGUACUCGAUACACUGCAAAGGAGAGACAAUUAUGAAAUAUUUGCUGAACCAGUUGAUCCCGACGAGGUGGAGGAUUACUAUGAAAUCAUUAAAGAGCCGAUGGAUUUUGGGACGAUGAGAGCUAAACUUCACGAAGGGAUGUACAAGAGUCUUGAACAAUUCGAGCAUGACCUGUUUUUGAUACCAGAGAACGCAAUGCAUUUCAAUUCAUCAGCCACCGUUUAUUUCAAACAGGCUCGUGUUCUACACGAAUUAGCAAAGAAGGUUUUUGAUGCCCUUAAAGCGGAUCCGAAAAGCUUUGUUUCUAAAUUUUCGGGUACGAGAAGGAGAUCGAUGAGGAAAGCACUGAUGAACAGAAGCAACGACAAAAAGACAUGUCUAAAAGAUACGAAAACUCAUCGUAAUGUUUUUUCCAAGUGCAACAGCAAUAGGAACUACAAUCCAAGUGUCAUUAGUCAUCCUUCGAACAAUAAAGAAGGAAGAGAUGGUAGGUUAGCCGAAUCAGCAAUAUUAUCAUUUAAGCCUCGCCAAACGCAUGAUUGUGGGUCAUCUUCAUCCUUGUACAACCUCCUCCAACACAACUCAACACCAUCCCUUGUGAUGAUGAGGAAUGGGGGAGAGUAUAGCUACAAGGAUAGCCUAAUGUCGUUUGUCAAGGAUUUGGGACCAACGGCACAAAUGGUUGCAAAGCGCAAGUUGUUAGGGGACUCAAGUAAUAAUGUUCGGGUUGAGUUGAGUUCAACAUCUAUUGCUCCCAUACAAAAGAAACCCGAUGCCCAUUUAUCUGAUCAAGUAUCGUUAUUUAAGACCUUCCGAGACUUUGCUUCAACAGCAGGCAACAAAAGCAAUCCUUUACUCUACCUCCACAAAAACCUGGUAUUUGCUUCGACUCAAAAUAUUCAAAAUGAUGCUCGAAAUGCGGGAGAGAAAGUCAAAAGUAGUCGUGGCCAUGAUUUCGGAGUGAAACAAAUUGCCAAAAAAGAUGUUCCUAGUAAUAAUAUUAGAUCAUCGGAUGAUAAUGUUCGGCCAGUCAUACUAGCUUUAGAGAACUAUUGUCAUUCUAAUACUGCAAAUGCAAUGGAUUUUAAGUUGAGGAACAAGAGAAUGUUAACAACAGCCGGUGAUGAGCAGCAGAGGAAAAAGCCAUCAUCCAACUCCUUCACUUUCGACCUUUCUUUUCUAAGAGCAAGAUUAAAUCAGAUGAAAGCACCACCAUCGUUACCAUCACCAUCUCUUUAUAGAGGAGGAGGAUUCAACUUGGCAAUCGGGUCUCCUAUUCCGGACAACCGUUUAUUCAAUUCUCACUUGCCCCUUCGGCUUCUUUAA
Striga hermonthica is the source of this 1638-nucleotide messenger RNA. The record is from the annotation of a GenBank genome assembly. Lineage: Eukaryota; Viridiplantae; Streptophyta; Magnoliopsida; Lamiales; Orobanchaceae.